Molecule: messenger RNA, 636 nt
Organism: Closterium sp. NIES-67
Lineage: Eukaryota; Viridiplantae; Streptophyta; Zygnematophyceae; Desmidiales; Closteriaceae
Source: the annotation of a GenBank genome assembly
CAGCAGAUUUCAGUUGAACUGAGCUCAUGUGGCUAGUUGAAUUUAUGCCUAGAAAAUACCGUCAGAACCCCAAGUCAAGAGUACCAGCUGCUGCACAGGGCGACGUAGGAGCACAAAUCCGGUUUUAUUUUCCAUCCAUCCGCGCAUCAGCCUGAGCUUUCGCGCUAUUGUCGUCCUUCCUUAGAUUUGGUUUGACAAAAGAAGCUCUGUUUCUGAGCUCGUUCCUCUUGUUUCGUUCUCUUAGAUCUGAAACCUCGCACCUGCACUAUCUGGCAAUCCAAAGCACGGUCGGGAUUACACACGCGACGUUGUUCCCAGCUUCAGUCUUGUUAGCAAAAUGGGAGAUUGCUGGAACGCCGGUGCGAUCAUUGCCACGGUCUUUCUUCCGCCUCUUGGAACGUUCAUGAAAAAGGAGUGCGGCUUCGAAUUCUGGAUUUCCAUAUUACUCACAAUCUGCUUCUGGAUUCCUGGGAUUAUUUACUCUGCGUGGGUGGUCGCCCAACAGAUUCGUGUUGAGGCAAUGGGCCCAAUGCCAGGUCAUUAACCAUUGUACUACUUCUGGGGCCUAGAGCAAAAUGCGUUGAAGUUUUUCGUCAUCGUACAUUGUACAUUGUGCAUUGUAACAUAUUUACAUGA